AUGUGGAACGAUCAUGCAGAUGUUUUACUGCUAUUUUUGAUUGUGAUUAUUCAUUGUAUAUCAAUUAUAACGAAUGUCAUAAUGAUAAUUCUUCUGUGGAAGAAACAAGGUUGGACUAUUUUUUCAUAUUUUGUGAUUUUUAAAAUAUUCUUUUCAGUUUCUGGAUUACGAGUUUUCAUUAUCUAUUCCAUUGUCUGUGAACUGAUAUUGUCAAUAUCGCAAAUAUUUGUUAUUGAUGUACCUGGAAUGGUAAUCACAUUCUACACUGAAUACCAUAGCUUCUUAGAAGGUAUUCAGGCAUCUAUCAAUUUACGGUUGAGACUCCUUGAAAAUAGUGAAAAUUACAAUUUAAUCUUGAAACUUCACUGUGCAAUUUCAAAAAAAAAAUUGAAUAAAAUAAAUGUAGUACACAUGUUGAGGAAAAUUUUGAAGUAUUUUUUUCAAUAGAAUAUUUUCUAAGCUUUUCAGAAAAAAAAACCUCGAAUCUUCAAUUUUUCCAUGUAGUGCCUUUUUCGAGAAAAAAAAUUUUUAAGGUUAUCCUCGUAUUAUGGUAAAAGAUUUGAUAUUAUUAUCUAACAUGAUGUUUGGCGUUCGACUCAUCAUUCUUCAUACGAUGGCGGUAUUCAGAUUUUUCUUUAUAUUCAGACACACUUUCUAUUCAUACGAAAAUCACAUUCAUGUGCUAUUGCUCUUUCUAUCAGUAAGUUUGUUAUUUAUAACAAAAACUGGUUGA
Caenorhabditis angaria is the source of this 733-nucleotide messenger RNA. The record is from the annotation of a GenBank genome assembly. Lineage: Eukaryota; Metazoa; Nematoda; Chromadorea; Rhabditida; Rhabditidae.